This is a messenger RNA of Acaulospora colombiana, 320 nucleotides long. Lineage: Eukaryota; Fungi; Glomeromycota; Glomeromycetes; Diversisporales; Acaulosporaceae. The record is from the annotation of a GenBank genome assembly.
AUGACCGUCAUGGAUGCAGCCAAGAGUGCUCUUCAACUGACCGAAACGGCCAAAUCAGCAGAUGGGAAGAAAUAUGACUGCUACGAGGAUCCAUUGUGGAAGCGGGAGAAGGAUGCAUAUUUUUACAACAAGAAGAAUACCACAUAUAAUACUUAUGCUCUGCCCAACGAAAAGCAAAACAUCCUCAACGAGCUGUGGCAAGAUGGCAAGCUCAAGUUCAAAACACUGUUUGACAACCUUUGGAACGAAGCCAUAGCCAACGGUAAGGUGGUUUACAAUACCUCUCAGCAUGAAAAGCUGUUAUUGCCUAUGGAAAAGGC